Molecule: messenger RNA, 567 nt
Organism: Prorocentrum cordatum
Lineage: Eukaryota; Dinophyceae; Prorocentrales; Prorocentraceae
Source: the annotation of a GenBank genome assembly
AUGGAGGUGCUGCAUCCCGAUGGCGCGCCGCCCAUCGCCGCUGGCGCCUCCGACGGCUUGUCGCCAACUGGGCCCCUGGCGCCACAGUCGACUGUCUGCGGUUCUCGCCCGAAGUGCGUUGCCGCGGCACGGCGCCAGCUGUGUACCGCCAGCGGCAUGAUGUCAGGAGAAUUCACGCUCAGCCGAGGCGAGAUGUCGCCGAUGAGCAUGCCGUCUGGAUCGGACACUGAGGUGGAUGGCGAGGCCAAGAAGGAGCCCGCGGAGGCUUCAGAAGAUCAGCACCCAGCGGCAGAAGCGGCCGAGUCGGAGCCCGGCGCGCUUGCACCUCCAAUUGGCCACGCCGACGAGGACAUCGACAAGGGCGCGCCGACUCCGCCCCUGGCCAUCGGCGAUGUUCCGAAGCCGAGCCCUCCCAAGCGGGCGGCGUCGUCAGCAGCUGGCUCAUCGUCGCCCGCGCCGCACGCGGUGUCGACGCCGCCCCCGAAGAGGCAGAAGAUCGUCAAGAAGUCCCCUUCGAACAAGUGCUGCGAGCUCUACGCGCCCCAGCCGACCGACGCGGCGACGCCC